This is a messenger RNA of Caretta caretta (loggerhead turtle), 3997 nucleotides long. RefSeq names its product coiled-coil domain containing 69 (gene CCDC69). Gene Ontology annotation, molecular function: microtubule binding. Gene Ontology annotation, cellular component: cytoplasm; nucleus. NCBI's taxonomy places the organism in Eukaryota, Metazoa, Chordata, Testudines, Cheloniidae. The record is from RefSeq and is a predicted model, not a curated record.
GACGGCUCGCGCUUCGCUCGCGGGCUCGCAGCUGCAGCGCCGGGCACGGAGCGCUCCGCGCCCCGCGGCGGGUCCCGACCGCCCGGCCAUGGGCUGCACAUGCAGCACGACCGGCCGCUGCCAAGCCAGGAGCAAGAAACGACUAAGAGCUCAGCAGCCAAAGGGGCAGGUUUCCCGGGAGCUGACGGCCUUGAAGACAGAGAAUCAUGUCACCGCAGCUCCCUUGCACGAGGAUGUGGAGACAAAGAAGGCGCUGCUGCUGGAGGAUCAGAAGAGUGAGAUUGCGAGGCUCCUGCAAGGACAUCAGGAGGAAACGGAGAGGCUGAAGGAAGCCCACCAGGCAGAGACCCAGAGACUGACCCAAGACAUUAAAAUCCAGGUGGAAAAGGAAAGAGAUUUAGAGCUUAAAAAGCAGCUCUCAGAGCAGUUCGACACACUGAAGAGAGAGCAUGAAGAGAACCUCCGAGAACUCCAGAGGGUCCAUGACCAGGAGAUGAUGCUCUUAAGGGAAUCCUACCAAAGGUCCCAGUCUUCCUUACAGGAGAUGAUUGACAGGUUGAAUUCCCAGCUGAAAUCCUUCCAGGAGAAAAUGAAACGGGUGGAGGAAUCGAUCUUGAGCAGAGACUAUAAGAAACAUAUUCAGGAUUAUGGGAGCCCCAGCCAGUUCUGGGAGCAAGAACUGGAGAGUCUGCAUUUUGUCAUAGAGAUGAAGAACGAACGCAUCCAUGACCUGGACAAGAAGCUGCUGAACUUGGAAACAGUGAUGGAGAAGAACCUGCUUCUGGAGGAGAAAGUGAAAACCCUUCAGCAGGAGAAUGAGGAUCUGCACGUUCGGACACAGAACCACUUGACAAUGACAAGGCAACUGUCUGACGAGCUCCUGGUGGUUCGGGAGGCCCUGGACAAGGAGUCCCAGCUGCGGGAGCAGGCGCACCGGGAGAAGGAAGAGCUGCUGUACAGGGUCCUGAAUGGUGACUCCUCCUCUACCUUCCCCAUCCCCUCCAGUGAGGUGCCGCUCAUUGCCACGUAGUGCUCUGGGAAGUGGCGACGGAGGCUGCUGGGAUGAGGAAGCAAGCGAGGGGCACCAGAGACUCUUCCACCCCUCGUUUUAGCGCUUCCUUUAUUGCACAGGUCCAAAGCUGCUGUCAUGGGGACUCUGUCCAGUAGAAGGGGAGCUCCUCAGACUUCCAACCCUGGGACGGCCUCCCUCUAAGGGGACAGUGCAGCAUUUCUUGGAACCUUUUCAAUGUGCUUUUAACCCUCCUGUGUGUCCCCCUGCCUGACUCUGAACAUGGAGGAGCUUACGAGACACCCCAGAACCUAGACACAUGUGGUGUGAGGUAUCCUGGCUGCCCCUGGCUUCACAUCUCAAUCAGUAGCUGUGAUUACAAGGGGAACAAGCUAGCAAAGCUAAGGAGCUCUCCGGUGCGUUCAGGAAGGAGAGGCCUGUUUCACGCACUGGUUUGCCCAGGUGAAGUUGAACCGGAGCCCUGCAUCUGAACAACCUCAGCUUUUGGGGAAGUUUGGAUCAGGCUCCGGGGCUGAAGUUCGCAGCUCAGGUCCGUCUCUAACCAGAAACAAAGUGAAGGAUGCUCAUCUCAGAUGGAGCUGUUUAAAACAGCAACUAGCUGAGUCCAGCAUCAGCCACGGGUGGCUUUGUGGUGUACACUGGCAGGCAGCGGGUGAGGCGACCCCUUGGCGUCUCUCUCUCUGGUAUUCUUCAAGAACAACCCCACAAGGAAAGUUUGAGAGUCUUGGAGCUGGAACAUGCUGCUCUGUGUGACCCAGGCUCAGGGCUGGCACUGGCUUCCAGAAGACUAUGCCUGCUGCUGGCCAAGAAGCAAUACCAGCUUCAGAAGAAGCAGCAAGCCUGCUGUUCCCAGCUGGAGAAACGGCCCCAAUGGCCCGUAGCAGCCACCCGAAGUGGUGCCCGAGGUGGCAAACAGGGGGGAAUGUCUGCUGGGCCAAGUGAGGAUGGGGAAAGGUAACACAGUGAGCGAGAGGUGGACAGAGCUUGUCUCUCCCUGGUGCGCUCACUGCUCAGGCUUUCUGGGAGCAGAUGGUUCCAGCUCCAUAGGGUUGCCCACGCACCCCCUGUCCCUGGAAACCACCUGGCAGUGGCAACCAGAGCUGGACCAAUGAGCGCCUUCAGCAGGAGUUUGGGGAGCAGCAGAGGGGAAGAUGGACAGCUGCAUGCCCCUGUCUCAGAAAUCCCAGACCUGCCUGCAGAUGGAACAUGUGGUCCAGUAACACCUCUGGGGAGGAGAUGGGGUGCCUAGAGCUCCUGGUGCCCAAUGACUAGGUUACAUGGGCCCAUGGAGGGUGACUGGAAAGUUUGCUCCUGUGAGCGGGGCUGCUUGUCUAGUCCCGCUGAGCUCCCAGUACUUUCCUGAACCCUGUGCUGGGCUCACCCUGGCCAGACCCCUUGUCUCCUGCCGUGCUGGUCCUUUCUGGUUCCCAGCUCCAUAGUGAACCUUCCUUGGGGCUGCUGCAGUGAGAAUCACCAUCUCCUGUAGCCUUCGCCUUUUGAUUGUCCAUGGCCCUGGUGGCUUUCCCUGACAGACUCGGCUUCUCUUCCAGGUCCCAUGCCCUCCUUCCUGUUGGCUUCUUGCCAGAGUUCAGCCCACGGCCUGCCAAGUUCUCUCUUGCUUUUGUUUCAGAGCACUGCCUCCCAGGGCUUCCCUCCCUGGAAUCUCCCCUUCUUUGGGUCUGCCACAGGUGCCUGUCCCCUUCUGCAGCUCCUCUUCACAGUCUUCCAAGCUUCAGUCCAAAUCCCCCUUAGAUUUUGCUGUCACUGCCUCCUGCUUCCUCCUGGCUCAGGAUAAUAGUCCUAUUGCCCCAGGCUUCCUCAUGGGCCAGCCCCUUCUAGUUCUGGCUCUAGCCUCCUCUCUGCCCUUAGCCCAAGAGAGAACAGUCCUGGGUCUACCUCUCUCCUGGGUCUCCUCCCUGGCCUUUCUUUCUGCUGUGCUCCUUCCCUUAUGAAGGCCCACCUCCAGUUACACUUAACACUGCUCCAGGUGCCACCCAGUGGCCUAACGGGUCUCAGGCUGGGUUAACCAAGCUGGAGGUUUAUACGCCAUCACAGGGCCUGAUCUCCUCUUACACUAAGGCUCCUUUACACCGCUCUGGCAGGGCAAAAGGGCCAGAAAGAGGGCACAAAUGUAAUUUAUUCCCCCUUUAAGACCCCUUUCCUCUUGCCAGUGUGGUGUCAGGGAGCCUGUUUGUAAAUAAGACUCUGGCCCCUUGAUGUCAUAUCAGAUUUGCUCUGUACAAUAAGCCCCUGAUGCCUCCGGUCAUUUGCAAAGCAUUGUCCGCUGCACUCUAGACUCACCCCCUCGCUCUCUCAUAGCUACAGGACACCUCCUGGAAAAGAACAUUUGUUCCUUGCGAGCUCACCUGCUCCUGCUGUUUACUCCCCACAUGAACCUUUAAUCCUCCCCACCGUCGCUAUGGAAAUGACGGUGACCCUGGAAGAACACAUGAUGGCUGCAAACAAGCAGCUGUGCACUCCGAAAACCCCACGCUCACUUCACACUGGAGUCACUGGUAACACAAAGCACCAGGCAUCUUGUCAGCUGGGUCCCAUACACCACUGAACUCUGAAAAUUCUCUGCCAAUGAACAGUGCUGCUUCUGGCUCCGUUGUCCUGUUUGUCAAGUGGAAAGAGUUUUUUCUCACGCAACCUGACUGCCAGGCUGGGCAGACCCACCCCUGUCGGCCUGGCCGUGAUUCACCUGGGAGAAUGGCUGUUUCUUUGGUGAGAGUUUGGCCGACGCUGAAAUCUUGUCAUUUGUGUGCUAGCAGGCAGCACUUGGAGAGUCACAAGAACCCGUUCAGCCCCCUAAGAAACCUGGGCAAUUUGCUUCAGGUGAAAAUUGGCCAUUUUCCCAAAGAAGGGUCACCAUUUUCACAGUGAAAUGAGGCCUUUCUGUGUCUGGGAGCCACCUGUUUCCAUGGGUGUGGGAAAUUCAAGAUCGUUCCCACCCUUCCCUGCCCC